AUGGCGCUAACGUUUUCCCAUCUCUUUCUCUUGCUUCUCCUGAUUUUUCCAACUUUCUCAUACGCAGAAAUAGCAUCCAAUCUCAAAUUCCCAAAAACGCAGGCAGAAAAAUUUAUCAGAUCCCUCAACUUGUUUCCCAAGAGCGAUGUAAAUCAUCAUGUUGAUGGCGACUAUAAACUGGGCGAAUCCAGAAUUUCGGAAAAGCGAGUUGAAUUCCCUUACUUGGGUGAUUCUGGGACUACUGUGGAAGACUUGGGCCACCAUGCUGGUUACUACCGACUUCCCCACACAAAAGAUGCAAGGAUGUUCUACUUUUUCUUCGAGUCCAGGAACAGCAGGGCAGACCCUGUUGUUAUAUGGUUAACGGGAGGACCAGGGUGCAGUGGUGAAUUGGCUUUGUUCUACGAAAAUGGGCCUUUCCAUAUAACAAGAAACAUGUCUCUUGCGUGGAAUGAUUUUGGUUGGGAUAAGGUUUCAAACCUUAUAUAUGUCGACCAACCAAUCGGAACAGGUUUUAGCUAUAGUUCUCACACUGAUGACAUUCGGCACAGUGAAGACGGUGUUAGCAAUGAUCUAUACGACUUCUUGCAGGCCUUUUUCAAGGAGCAUCCCCAGUAUGUUAAGAAUGAUUUUUACAUUACUGGAGAAUCAUAUGCUGGGCAUUAUAUUCCAGCUUUAGCAGCACGAGUAAAUCAGGGAAACAAAAAUAAAGAAGGAGUCUAUAUUAACCUGAAGGGAUUUGCUAUUGGCAAUGGACUCACGAAUCCAGAAAUCCAAUACAAAGCAUAUACUGAUUAUGCUUUGGACAUGAAAUUGAUCAAACAAUCUGAUUAUGAAAGCAUGAGCAAGUCAGUUUCACAAUGCGAACAGGCAAUAAAGCUUUGUGGCACUGAGGGUGGAACCUCUUGUGUUGGGGCAUACAUGGUCUGCAACAACAUUUUCAAUAAGAUAGUGGAACUUGCUGGUGACAAAAAUUAUUAUGAUAUACGAAAGAAGUGUCAGGGUAACCUGUGUUAUGAUUUCUCAAAUGUGGAGAAUUUCCUGAACCAGGAAUCGGUUAAAGACAUUCUUGGAGUUGGGAGCAUAGAUUUUGUUUCAUGUAGUUCUGUAGUACAUGAGGCUAUGAUCAUGGACUGGAUGAGGAAUCUGGAAGUUGGUAUUCCUCCACUCCUAGAGAAUGGAAUCAAAUUACUUGUAUAUGCUGGAGAGUAUGAUCUCAUAUGCAACUGGCUUGGAAAUUCAAGAUGGGUUCAUGCCAUGGAAUGGUCUGGACAAAAAGAAUUUGUAGCAGCUUCAACAAUUCCAUUUUCAGUCAAUAGAGUUGAGGCUGGAGUGCAGAAAGCCUAUGGACCUCUAACUUUCCUCAAGGUCCAUAAAUCUGGUCACAUGGUUCCUAUGGAUCAGCCCAAAGCAUCAUUAGAAAUGCUAAGGAGGUGGAUGCACAACGAACUUCAUAUCAGAGAGACAGAUGAUCACCUUAUACCUAUGUGA
Molecule: messenger RNA, 1491 nt
Organism: Fraxinus pennsylvanica
Lineage: Eukaryota; Viridiplantae; Streptophyta; Magnoliopsida; Lamiales; Oleaceae
Source: the annotation of a GenBank genome assembly